AUGGGCACGGCGGGCCCGCUCGCGCACGCCAGACACAUCCUCGACGACGGCACGGGCGACCCUUUCUUCGUGCUCAACAGUGACGUCAUCAGCGAGUACCCGCUCACGCAGAUGCUCGACUUCCACAAGAAGCACGGCGGCGAGUGCACCAUCAUGGUCACCAAGUCCUCAUACCUCACGAAUCUCCCGCGAAUCGCCGUAGAAUCGCCCACGAGUUCUCAAUGGCGGCGCGCCUCUCCUCCGCCACACCGCAACUCCCUUUCCAGAUUCUAUCUUUCCUGCGGCACCACAAAUUCACCUUCCCCGGGAAGGGCCUUCCUUUUCCACUGCGAUUCCCCCCACCUGCCUGCGAUCCCCCUCCCCACAUCCCUCUUCUCCGCGUCUCCCCGUGAGCAGGUGGAGGAACCGUCCAAGUACGGCGUGGUGGUGGUGGACGAAGCAACCUCGUGCGUGCAGCGGUUCGUGGAGAAACCCAAGGUGUUUGUGGGGAACAAGAUCAACGCGGGCAUCUACGUGCUGGACGCAUGCGUGCUCAACCGCAUCAAGCUGCGCAGCACUUCCAUCGAGAUGGAGGUGUUCCCCAAGAUCGCGGCGGAGGGCAAGCUGUUCGCCAUGGUGCUGCCGGGCUUCUGGAUGGACAUCGGCCAGCCGCGUGAUUACAACUGCGGGCUCAGGCUCUACCUCGAGUCGCUGCGCCACAACCAGCGAGUGUGA
Closterium sp. Yama58-4 is the source of this 714-nucleotide messenger RNA. The record is from the annotation of a GenBank genome assembly. Lineage: Eukaryota; Viridiplantae; Streptophyta; Zygnematophyceae; Desmidiales; Closteriaceae.